AUGAAGUACUCCGCUGUCGCCGUUGCUGCCUUCGUGGCCAUCGCCUCCGCCCAGGAUAUCUCCAUCAUCCCCGAGUGCGCCCUUCCUUGCAUCGACAAGGCCGCCCUCAAGGUCUGCACUUCCAAGGAGGACUACAAGUGCAUCUGCGAGAACAAGGAGUCUCUUGUUGGCGCCGCCACCACCUGCGUCAUCGGCGCUUGCGGUGCUGAGGUCGCUCUCCAGGAGGUCCUCCCCGCUACCGAGACCUUCUGCGAGGAGGUCCUUGCCGGCGGUGACGCCCCCGCUUCCUCGGCCGCUGCCACCACCGCUGCCCCCGCCACCAGCUCCGCUGCUGCUGCUCCCUCCAGCUCCGCUGCUGCCGUCACCACCUCCGCUGCCGCUGUUGAGUCCAGUGCCGCUGCCACCACCCUCGCCCCCAGCGCUUCCGUCCCCGCUCCCUCCAGCAACGGCACCGUCUCGGUCGCUCCCCCCGUCUCUUCCUCCCCCGUUGAGGCUGGCGCCGCCGUUGCCGGCUACAUCGGCUCUUUCGGUGUUGCCGCUCUUGCUGCCCUCGCUGCUUUCUAA
Sordaria macrospora k-hell is the source of this 564-nucleotide messenger RNA. RefSeq lists its product as uncharacterized. NCBI's taxonomy places the organism in Eukaryota, Fungi, Ascomycota, Sordariomycetes, Sordariales, Sordariaceae. The record is from RefSeq and is a predicted model, not a curated record.